This is a messenger RNA of Parnassius mnemosyne (clouded apollo), 1761 nucleotides long. Lineage: Eukaryota; Metazoa; Arthropoda; Insecta; Lepidoptera; Papilionidae. The record is from the annotation of a GenBank genome assembly.
AUGCGUAACGGAGUUGCCAUCGUCUUGGAUGAAAACCUCAAACAACGUAUUAUUGACGUAGAUAGAAGGAACGAUAGACUUAUGGCAGUGAAAUUGGCUAUGGAUAACCAACCCCCCUUGAACAUAAUCUCGGCAUACGCACCACAGACCGGGUGUGGCGAAAGUGAGAAAGAAGCUUUCUGGGACGAGUUUGAUGACUUACUAAUCUCAAUGGCACCCGAGGAACUAAAAUAUAUUGGAGGAGACCUGAACGGCCAUGUUGGGGCCAGUAACACGACGUACAAAGACAUACAAGGGAAGUUUGGUUAUGGCACACUGAACAAAGACGGAGAACAAAUACUGGAAUUCUGCGCGCGACAUCACCUGGCAGUAGUUAAUACCUUCUUUAAUAAAAAGUCGGAACACCUAGUCACAUAUAAAAGCGGGAACAAGCAAUCUCAAAUUGACUAUAUCCUCACAAACAGAGAUUUACUAAGAACUUUCAGAGACUGCAAGGUAAUACCGGGCGAAUCUUUGACCUCACAGCACAGAAUUUUGGUCGGCUGUAUAGCGCUAAUCAAGCCUAUAAAAUACACCACGGUCAAAAUCCCCAAAAUUAAGUGGCACCUGUUAAACACAGAAAAAGGAGACAAAUUAUUAGAGGAGAUACGGGAAAUACUAACUGAAGAUAUGAAAAAUGGCCAUAACAUUUCUGCGGAGAAUACGUGGUCUAAAUUUGAAAACCUGUGCAGGAAUUCAGCUGAGAAAAACUUAGGAAUAUCGAGAGGAAAGCUGCAUAAUAACAAAGAUCCUUCAUGUUGGAAUGAAGAAGUAAAAGGCGCAUUAAGGAACAAGAAAGAGUGCUUCAAACAAUGGCAGAGCUCAGGUUUGGACGACGACCACAUACUAUAUAAAACCGCUACAAAGCUGGCGAAGUAUAAAGUGGCAAAACAAAGAAAUUACUCCAGGGAAAAGUUCUACAAACGCCUUGAAAAUGCAAACAAUGAUAGAGAUAUAUUUAAGCUCGCCAAACAACGCCAUAAAAACGGUCUGGAUAUUAAAAUUAAUAAAUACAUUAAAAACGAAAAUGGCCAUUUACUAACAGAAGAUAACAAAAUUAAUGAGCGAUGGUGCCAAUAUUAUCAAAAACUACUGAACGAAGAAUUCCCGAGUCAACCAUUGAAUACAACCCCUAGCGCAGCUGGGCCAUUGAACAAAAUAGGUGAAGAGGAGGUCAAAAGAGCUCUGAAAAAGAUAAAAAACCACAAAUCAGUUGGACCGGAUAGUAUACCCGCUGAUCUGUGGAAGUUGCUGGGGCCUAUUGCUGUACAGUGGCUAACGAAGCUCUUUAACCAAAUCUUAACCUCCAUGAAGAUCCCAAAGUCCUGGCGUCAUAGUUAUCUGGUACCUUUCUACAAGAACAAAGGAGAUGUCAGUGACUGCGGCAAUUAUAGGGGUAUCAAACUUACUUCCCAUACUUUGAAACUAUGGGAGCGCAUACUCAACAAUCGACUCUGUCAGUUGGUGUCCAUAUCUGAUAAUCAGUGUGGUUUCGCGCCAGGAAGAUCAACGACUGAUGCAAUCCAAGCCAUAAGGAUUCUGAUGGAAAAACACCGAACCAACAGAGAAGACCUCCACCUAGUGUUCAUAGACCUGGAAAAGGCUUUCGACAGAAUACCACGUAAAUUAUUUUGGGAAGCUAUGAGAGCACAACAAAUACCAGAACUCUAUAAUAAUAAUAAUAAUAACAAUAUUCCACAACUAUCACACAACGCCAUCUAG